Messenger RNA from Helianthus annuus (common sunflower), 2123 nucleotides. Its product is annotated as DNAJ protein JJJ1 homolog. The transcript is spliced from 3 exons. Bases 84 to 1898 code for a protein of 604 amino acids. The record is from RefSeq and is a predicted model, not a curated record. Gene Ontology annotation, molecular function: zinc ion binding; nucleic acid binding. NCBI's taxonomy places the organism in Eukaryota, Viridiplantae, Streptophyta, Magnoliopsida, Asterales, Asteraceae.
UCCAUUUACAAUAACUUAUCGUUCAACCGUACCAGCCAGGUGAUCAAAACAAAACCCUAGUCGCAGCUCACCCACCACCACCAAUGGCAUCGCCGGAGAAGCGAUGCCUCUACGAAGUCCUCAACCUCCCCCGCGACUGCACCGCCGACGAGAUCCGCUCCGCCUACCGCAAACUCGCCCUACAACGCCACCCUGACAAACUCAUCAAAUCCGGCAUCCCAGAAUCCGAAGCCACCGCCUCUUUCCAAGAGCUCGUCAACGCCUACGAGGUCCUAUCCGACGCGCGUGAGCGCGCCUGGUACGACUCUCACCGCUCCCAAAUCCUCUUCUCCGGCACCACUUCCUCCUCCUCCGCCGUUGUCCCCGAUCUCUUCACUUUCUUCUCAAAUUCCGUUUAUUCCGGUUUUUCCGAUAAAGGUAAGGGCUUUUAUAAAGUGUACGGUGAUGUGUUUGAUAAGAUUUACAUGAAUGAGUUGAAUUAUGCCAAGAGGUUAGGGUUAGGUAAUGUGGUUAAGGAGGCUCCGGUUAUGGGGAAUUUGGAGAGUGUGUAUGAGCAGGUGAAUGCGUUUUAUGGUUAUUGGUUAGGGUUUGUGACGGUUAUGGAUUUUGUUUGGGCUGAUGAGUAUGAUGUGAUGAGUGGGCCGAAUCGGAAGUCGAGGCGGUUGAUGGAGGAGGAGAAUAAGAAGAUUAGGAAAAGAGCGAGGAGGGAGUAUAUCGAGACGGUGCGGGGGUUGGCGGAGUUUGUUAAGAAGAGGGAUAAGAGAGUGAUUGAUAUGCAGAUGAAGAGGAGUGUUGAGAUGGAGAAAAAGAGAGAGGAAGAACGGGUGAAAAAGGCGGAAAUGGCGAGACUGAAGGCGGAGAGAGCGAGGGCGUAUGAGGAGCCCGAGUGGGCGAAGGUGGAGGAUGACGUGGCGGAAGACGUCGCGGAAGAGGAGGAAGAGGGUGUGAGGAAGAAUGAGUUGUAUUGUGUGGCGUGUGGGAAGAAGUUUAAGAGUGAUAAGCAGUGGAAGAAUCAUGAGCAGUCGAAGAAGCAUAAAGAUAAAGUGGCGGAGUUGAGGGAAGCUUUCGGAGAAGAAGAUCAAGAUAAUGAGGAUGACGAUGAGGAUGCGGAUGAUAAUAAUGAUAAUGGUGGUGGGGAUGCGGAUGGGUUUGUGUCGGCUGAUGAGGUGGAAAAGUUAAAAGAACAAUUUGAAGGUGUUGAAAUACAGACGGAAGAAAAAGGGGAUGAGCAAGAAAGCCAGUCAGAGGAGGAGUUUGUUGAUGUUAAUAAUGGUGGAAAGGGAAUGGAUGAUGAUGAUGAUGAUGAUAAAGAAAAAGAAGAAGAAGAUGAUGAUGAUGAAAAAGAAGAUGAUGAUGAUGAGAAUAGUGUUUUGAAAGCGAUGUUAAAUAACAGAAAGAAUAUUGGAUCGAUGAGGAAGCCGAAGAAGGUUUAUGUAGAAGUUGAAGCCGAAGAAGAGGUGGACUUGAUGGAGUACAAUAAUGUGAAAGGUAGAAGAAAGAGGAGAGGCAGGAAAGAAACUGCUAAACGAGAUGAAUAUGAAGAAGAACAAGAAAGAAUUGAUAAACCCGAGAUAAGUAGUAAAGCUGAGGUGGAUGAGAAACGUGAGGACGGAUUACACACCGAGGAACCAUCUUGUGCAGACAAUGAGAACAAUGGCGGAGGAGAUGAUGGGCCUGCUGGAAAGAGUAAGGUUUCAAAGCAAGCUCCUGCGGUUAAAGUUACCAGUAAAAAGGAGGCGAAAUCUAAAGCGAAAAAUCUCCCCAAAGGAAAGAAGCAGAAGGCAACCUCAAGAAAUUCUGGGAAUGAAUGCGAUACUUGUGGAGCAGACUUUGAUUCAAGGACCAAGUUACAUAAACAUUUGAAUGACACGGGUCAUGCUACAAUCAAGUCACGUUGACAAUGAAGUCGAUAGAAAUUGCCGAUAUUACACUCUCUAUGAGGAUCUCGGUGGUUUGAAUGGUAUCAGUUUUGUUUAAAGUUAUACCUUUGAUAGAGUAGGAUUCUACUUAUUGGUGAUAUCAACAGAAAAGAUGCUAAGUGCAUUAUAGUUGUAUUGAAUUGAUAUGGAGGAUAAAAUGUUUGUUAUUUGUUAUAAAAGGGUAAUUGUUCACUUGCUUCAUUA